ACUGUUACAACUCAAACAAAGUUGAACUUUUUUCCGGCAUUUAAAACAGCGUAUAAUUUAUUAUAAUAAACCAUGUCGCGAUGUUUAUCACAACUUUUAAUAAAGUAUCAGACGGAGGAAGAAGCCGAAAUCUUGGCAAUAGCUAAUAAGCUGGAUGAGCCUGAGAAAAAUCGUGUGCUCGAACUCUAUGAACCUUCUAAAAUUACUGCAGAUGACUUGAGUCGCGAAUACAGUCCAGCUGAUGUUAAGCAGCUGUGCUUACGUACAAAAGUUCGAGUGAACAUGACGUUCUUCAAUUGCUUGUGGGACGCUAAGAAGCGCUUCGAUAAAAAGGGUCGACUGGAAAAUCGCUCGGAGCGCUUUGUAAACGAAAUGUUAAAAAAGGCAGUCCGCAAAAAAAUGGUCUUUCCAUAUUCACCGGAAAGAGUUGCCAAGUGCAACCAUAUAAGGCAGUGUCAACUGAAAAAGGACAACAAUGCUCGAUUGGAUCGUUGGAGCAUGGAAUUCCGACAAUCUCCAGUUGUGGAGCAUAGCUACGCCAUUGAACCGUCAUUGUUGAUGGCACAGCCUUCAAACGAAAUAUUGGGUAACAGAAAUACAGAAACUGUAAACAACAUUAUUAUUUAUCCAUCAUCCGUUGCAGCAGAAACUCAAGAAUCGUCGAUAGGAAUGCCAGAAAGUGAGCUAGAAAUUUGGAUCGAUACUGCUGAAGAUGAUGAAGAAAUUGAAGAUGCGAAUGUUUCAAAGGAUUCACGUGAACAAAUAAUAGUUGAAGACAAUGCCGACUGGGUCGAAGCAGCAAUCAACAUCAAUUCCCAGUCAGUGGAUAUUCUGAAUGGGGAUCUGCAGACGCCACAGUCAGAGAGUCAACCUGAGGAUUACAAUGUGUUCGGAACCCAAGUUCCAUGCACAUCCACACAAUCCCAGGGCACCGAACCAUUUUUGGUAGGCUAAUAUUAAUUAUCCGUUACUAAAGUUGAUCAAUGAAUACUGAACAACGAAAAAUGAAUUUAUUUUAAGUACAUUACAAAUUAUUUUAAACAUGCUCCUCUUCAACAUGAUUUAUUGUGCGUUUUGAAUAUAAAAAUUUCCUUAAAAGUCAUACUUAUUUUUGCUUUAAUGAUACUAUCCUAGUUAAAAUCGCGUAUUCUUUAGUUAUCCAUUCUUGUUUUCCAAAUGAUACUCGUAUAUAGUAAAAACUUAUGCUACAGAAA
Messenger RNA from Drosophila innubila, 1214 nucleotides. Its product is annotated as telomere-binding protein cav. The coding region runs from base 73 to 954 and encodes 293 amino acids. The transcript is spliced from 2 exons. The record is from RefSeq and is a predicted model, not a curated record. NCBI's taxonomy places the organism in Eukaryota, Metazoa, Arthropoda, Insecta, Diptera, Drosophilidae.